This is a messenger RNA of Trichomonas vaginalis G3, 825 nucleotides long. RefSeq lists its product as uncharacterized. NCBI's taxonomy places the organism in Eukaryota, Parabasalia, Trichomonadida, Trichomonadidae. The record is from RefSeq and is a predicted model, not a curated record. The transcript has a single exon. Bases 1 to 825 code for a protein of 274 amino acids.
AUGAGUGAUGAGCAGCUGAAUAAUCGAGUUUUAGAGACAAUGAAGAAAAACGGAACAUUCAUGAAGUUGUAUUCCUUUUUUCUUGCAAAAAUAGACGAAGAAGCUCAAAAACAAGAUAUUGAUGUGAUGAAACCAUACAGACAGUUCAAAAAAACAAAGCCAAAUCAGAUAGCUGCCGAUUUUGUCAUUGAAUUUUUAACAAACAAGAAAUAUAACAAUACGUUAGAUGCAAUAGCUAUUGAAUCUAAAAAAUCAGAAAUAUUUGAAGUAUCAAAUUACACGCCACAUGAUAAAGAAUUGCAAAUACCAAAAAGUUCUCAUCCUAUACAAGCUUUAGAAAAAGAAUGGAUGAAAAACGUUACUGAUCCAUUUUACGAAAACAGAGAUAGGCUUUCUGCUCAAAUACAAAAACUUUAUUCGCAUUUAGAUGAAGGAACAGAGGCAACAAAAUCACCAUUACCAAAAUAUUCUAUUCCACCGCCGUUAAAGCCUGUAUACGGUGAAUCACCCAAAGAAGAGAAAUCUAAGAAUACAAAAGCUAAAAAAGAAUCACCAAAACAAUCAGCAAAAUUACCACCACCUUUAGUCCCAUCAAAACCAAAAAAGAAAACAUCAAAAGCAAAGCCCAAGCCACCAAGUGAUGAUGAGACAUAUUCAGUUACUGGAACAACAACAGAAUCAAUCGAACCUUGGAAUCCAUUGAUGGGUGUUCCAAAACGCGCCCCUCCAAAGGGAAACCUUAACCUUCCGAAGCCAAAAGGUGGAGUGUUUCAAUAUCAAGGCAGCAAAAAUAGUGUAAAUUCUUCGUAUGAAACUUCUGAUUAG